AAUAGUUAGAAACUUAGUGCAGCCACACGUGCAGGGGUGUGUCUGUUUGUAAUCACCAGUUCCUGGAGACAUUUGGUUCGGCACAUCGAGGAUACUUGGAUGUCCCUUCUUGCGACUCUCCAUAGUGAGCCGGCUAUAUCGUUACAUGGAGGCACGAGAAGGACAACGAAGAAUAACCGUGGAACUGUGUCGGAUGUUUGCUUGUUGGACAUCGUAGUUCCAGCACGAUGCUAUAUGUAAUUUGUUUCAGAAGCUGGACGGUGAAUACAAUUGUCAAAAGUGCGGAUAUUUGAGUGGGACACACGCACAAUGCACAUUGCGGACAUGGCUGUCUCUGUGUUUGUAGUAGUGAUCAUCGCCGUCUCGUUUCUGUCCAACGUGGUGGUACUGAUCUGCUUUUUGUACAACCAGGAGAUUCGAAAGCAGGUGCCCGGGUUGUUUAUCCUCAACCUAACCGUCUGCAACCUGUUGCUUACCGUGUCCAAUAUGCCUCUAACUCUGGUCGGACUUAUCAACAAAGGAAACACUGGAGGCAGCGGGUUCUGUCAAACUGUGGGUUUCCUGGACACUUUUCUCACCACCAACUCAAUGCUCAGUAUGGGGGCUUUGAGCAUCGAUCGAUGGGUGGCAGUAGUUUUUCCGCUGAGCUACCACUCCAGAAUACGACACCGGGACGCAGUGAUAGGGCUUGGAUACACGUGGAUGCACUCGCUCUCGUUCUCCACGGUGGCCACUUGCGCUUCCUGGGUUGGGUACCAUCACCUUUACGCAUCAUGUACGCUCUGCAAUGCGAGAGCAAGCGGCUCCCGGACGCAGUUCAUCAUCUACACUGUGGUGUUACACUCUCUCACGUUUCUCUUGACCUUAAUCGUGUUGUGUGUAACGUACCUGAAAGUUCUGAAAGUUGCGCGGUUUCACUGUAAACGCAUCGACGUGAUCACUAUGCAGACCUUAUUGCUGCUUGUGGAUAUUCACCCGAGUGUGCGCCAGCGAUGCCUGGAUGAGCAGAGACAGCGGAGGCAGAGAGCCACCAAGAAGAUCAUCACAUUCAUUGGAACGUUUGUGGUGUGCUUCGCCCCUUACGUCAUCACGAGAAUCUUCGAGCUCUUCACGCUAGGACAGAUAAACCCUCACUGGGGUGUCUUGUCUAAGUGUUUGGCCUACAGCAAGGCAGCCUGCGACCCCUUUGUCUACUCACUGCUCCGGAACCAGUACAGGAAGACAUGCAGCGACCUGACCAACAAGAUCCUGAAGAGAAGUUCCUUUAACUCCUCCGCCCGCAUGGUGGAGAACGGAAGGGUCAACGACACCAACAACUUCAAACCCACCCAUUGA
This is a messenger RNA of Oncorhynchus tshawytscha (Chinook salmon), 1335 nucleotides long. Its product is annotated as G-protein coupled receptor 26-like. The transcript has 3 exons. The record is from RefSeq and is a predicted model, not a curated record. NCBI's taxonomy places the organism in Eukaryota, Metazoa, Chordata, Actinopteri, Salmoniformes, Salmonidae. Gene Ontology annotation, biological process: adenylate cyclase-activating G protein-coupled receptor signaling pathway. Gene Ontology annotation, molecular function: G protein-coupled receptor activity. Gene Ontology annotation, cellular component: membrane. Bases 310 to 1335 code for a protein of 341 amino acids.